CCCCCUCCACAAAUGACUUCUUUAAAAAAAGCGAGUGAGUGAGUUUGUCCCUCACUCAUACCAUCCUGAGGUCUGGCUCUAAGGAUGGACUCUGCUCUGCUGUUGCUUCUCCUCUGGGCUCUGACUGCCACAGCUUCCCCUCAGUCUUCAGGGUCAUGUGUGAGACUUCAGGGAGGAGAGAAGAGAACAAGGACAUGUUCUCGGAACUGCAAAUCGGACGCAGAAUGCGGCAGCAAGCGGCAGUGUUUGUGUGACGGCCAAUGUGGUCUCAGCUGUGUGGCUCCAGGUCGUACUUGUCCCUGGCCUCUUCCCCUGAGUGAAACCUCGGAAAUCCGCCUCCUCUCUCCCACUCCUUCCUUCUCUGCCCUGCUAGAAGUGCGCUGUAAGCCAGGCUUCACAUUGCCCGAUGGCUUGGAUGUCACUGUCCGCAGGUGUCAGGGUGACCGACAGUGGAGCGGAGAUGAGCCCAUCUGCGCAGUGUCUGAGCCACCUGAAAACACUCCAGCUCAAACCUGUCCUUUGCCAGAAGAGGUGAUCCACACCUUCAGCAUCCACGGCGAAGCCACUGUGGGUACUUCAAUCCGCUACAGCUGCCUGUCUGGGGCAGAAAUAGUUGGAAGCAGAGAAAAUUUCUGCCAGGAGAACCAGACCUGGCUGCAUCCUCAUCCGGUCUGUAAAAAACUGUUCUGCCAACCUCCAAAGGACGUGAAAGAGGGCUACGUGGUUGCAAUCCAGAAGGCCGAAUAUGAGGUUGGCUUUGACAUCCACUAUCUAUGCAAGAAGAACUACCUGCUGGAUGGACCCCAGAAGAUCACCUGUCUGUCAAAUGGCAGCUGGAGCGCAUCUCCACCACACUGCAGAGCUCGUUGUGUCAUCCCUGCUGAGCGAAGCCGUGUUGUGAUUGGUGGAGUGAAGCGUUGGCCAUUCGAUGUCACGGAUGCCAUGGUUCCCCACGGGGAAAACGUGACAUUCUACUGCAAACAUCCCAAGAAGCAGUGCAGCUUCACAGCAGCUCAGACCUGCUUUGAUGGGAAGCUGCAGACACCGGAGUGCUACCUUGAGCCCACAUGGUUGCAGUAUAAACUCUUCCCACAUCGGCUAGUGUCGGAGAUUGAAUCAUGUGCGCCCGGUGACGUAGAGUGACCACCUAACACAUCUGAUCUCAACCCACUGAGACAUGCAUCGGUUUAAUAACACCCCCUGGACAAUCAGUACAGAUUCAUGUGCUUUUAUUUUGCUCUUUCAGAUUUUAUUUGUGCAAAAAUCUCUUAGGUUUGUGAGUUUUUGUGGUUAAGUUUAAACUAUCAUCUUUUAUUUAGGCCUGGUGUUCUAUUUCUCUUGCACUCUAAAGGCAUUGUUAUUACAUCCAAACCUUGCUUAAAUCUUGCUGCACCUUCAGAUGCUCCAUACUCUCGCGACUUUUGUUGUGAUGUAUGCAGAGGUAUUUCUAGGUUGAAAAGAACCUGAGGGGAGUUUCUGCUAACAUCUACCCUCUUCUCAGUGAUUUUACCUGUUACAA
This is a messenger RNA of Cyprinodon tularosa, 1519 nucleotides long. It is a transcript of the gene ntd5, whose product is annotated as ntl-dependent gene 5. Gene Ontology annotation, cellular component: extracellular region. The coding region runs from base 85 to 1143 and encodes 352 amino acids. The record is from RefSeq and is a predicted model, not a curated record. Gene Ontology annotation, molecular function: peptidase inhibitor activity. The transcript is spliced from 8 exons. NCBI's taxonomy places the organism in Eukaryota, Metazoa, Chordata, Actinopteri, Cyprinodontiformes, Cyprinodontidae.